AUGGCGGAAAGAACGGUGGAGCAGGCUACUAAUGGAGAGCAAGAAGAAGCAUAUUUUUACAGAGAAAGGAUGAAAUGUACACCAGAAGAGGAGCCAAGACUCGAAAGGCAACACUUUUGGAAAGUGAUCGAUGCGUUUAGAUACUACAGGUACGGACUGUUUCAAAACAGCAGUAUUAACGUUAUAUGAAUGGUUGUUAGCGCGCGAGUUAACACACAACAAAGUAAUUUGACCCAGUCAGUGUGUCUGGCUAGCUUGAUGGAGUAACGUCACUGACUGUACUGAAUUUGGUAACGUUUUGUCGGAAGAUUUUAGAAGAGAGAUUACUAACUAAUUAUGAUGCAUAGCUAGCUAAGACAGAUUUGUGUAUUUAUAUUGGGGUCCGUUUUGGCUAAUUACAUAUUCCUAUAGGUACCAAACCGAGGUAGAAUUAGUUUAAUAUUUAAUAUUCGGUAGAUAUACUAUAGGUAUAUUCUAGGCAUACUUUCAAGAAUGCUAAUUACUACUAUCAAUCGGGUAGAGCUACCUCAAGAAAUGUCUUCCUCUAGUCGUUGUGAAUGUAAGUCGCUCUGGAUAAGAGCGUCUGUUAAAUGACUAAAAUGUAAAAAUGUUGUGUACAUUCCUCUCUCCUGUGGUCUGUGUGUAUCCAUAGGGGAACAGGCUCAAUAUACUUCUUCUUCAGUGGGGCUUAUCGGCGUUUGGCAUCCAACGUUAUGGUGCAUUACCGCCACCUACCGUACUGGAGUGUGGGCCAGCGAGGGGGAUAAACUAAAUCCUACCUGCCAACCCCGUUUCUCUUAAAAAAGAUAACAAAAUAUUUGAGACUAUAUCUAAUGACGCUCUACUCAAUAUACUCUUUAAACUAAUUUCCUGUAUCCCCUUCUCCCUCAUACUGAAUCUCAUCCUCUCUCUUUCCCUCUGAUACUGCCCACACUGUAGCAAUACAUGCUCCAGUCUCUAUUUCAUGACAAUAAUCACACUUUCCUGAUGGAUGCUUUCCUAUCACGUUUAAUGUCUUAUUCAACUGGCUGUGUCCCACCCUUAAUCUUGUAAAAAUAGCCUCCUCUCUUCUGUCCCUUCCUGCCAUCCUCCCCUCCCCGACUUUCCUCUGUACUUGAAAUAAAUGCCUUCCCUUAUUAGUUCUACUCCACUGCUCCUGCCAUCUCUUCACCAUCACUGUAUAUAUCAGUGUUUUUGCCUCUGCCUUGCUCAUUGACACUUCAACAUCAACAUCCCCACUACUAAGUGCUUGUUUAGGCUGUUCAUCUACUGCCUCGUUCCCCUCAACCCCCACAUGGGCUGGAACCCAAGUAAAUCUUAUCUGAAUACCCAUCUGUUUAACCCUGCCAUGGGUUUGUAUCACCUCAUAAAGCAGGACUUGUCUGCUACGUGAGCUAAAGGACUGGAGAAUCAUUAACACUGCACGAAUCAGAGCACAUAACUACUCCAUCUGGCUUAACUUCCUCCACCCACUGCAAGGCCAACAGUAUGGCCAUCAGCUCCGCCGUAUAUACAGCCAGAUGAUCUGUAAUACGUUUCCUGACUUCCACCCCACAUUCCUGCACUACAAAUGCUGACCCAGUACGUCCUGUCCCUGGAUCUUUUGAACCAUCUGUGUAAAUGGCCACAAAAUCCUGAUACAGUUUCCAGACAUCUCUUAAAGAAAUCAGCUGGAUCAACACCCUCCCUAUCGUUCUGUAGUCUCUCCAACACUUCUAGAUCAACUACUGUAGAUGGGAGUAGCCAUGGUGGAUUUACUCAAUGGAUUUUGCUUCUUCUGUGUAUUUUAUAUUGUGGUUUGCAAAAAACUUCAAGGUGCAUUACCUCCACCAACUGGACUGGAGUGUGGACCAGAGACAGGGAAGGUGUAAAUUCUACCCAUUAUUCUAGAAAAAUAAAUACAUAAUUAAAUACUACAUCCCCUGAAGAUUUUAUCAGCAGUUAAUUUAAGCUUGGCUCUUUAAGACCAUUACUCCUUAUAUCUAAUAACAAUCUCUCCCUUUCCUUUUCAUAUUGCUGGCACUGAAAGAGAACGUGUUCCACUCAAUGAGAUAUACAGUGCAUUCGGAAAGUAUUCAGACCCCUUGACUUUUCCACAUUUUUUACAUUACAGCCUUAUUCUCAAGUUGAUUUAAUUAUUUUUUUUCCUCAUCAGUCUACACACAAUACCCCAUAAUGACAAAGCGAAAACAGGUUUUUAGACAUUUUUGCAAAUGUAUUAAAAAUAAACAGAUACCUUAUUUACAUAAAUAUUCAGACCCUUUGAUAUAUAUAUAUAUAUACAGUUGAAGUCGGAAGUUUACAUGCACUUAAUUUUUCAACCACUCCACAAAUUUAUUUUUAACAAACUAUAGUUUUGGCAAGGCGGUUAGGACAUCUACUUUGUGCAUGUCACAAGUAACUUUUCCAACAAUUGUUUAUAGAGAGAUUAUUUCACUUAUAAUUCACUCUAUCACAAUUCCAGUGGGUCAGAAGUUUACAUACACUAAGUUGACUGUGCCUUUAAACAGCUUGGAAAAUUCCAGAAAAUGAUGUAAUGGCUUUAGAAGCUUCUGAUAGGCUAAUUGACAUCAUUUGAGUCAAUUGGAGGUGUACCUGUGGAUGUAUUUCAAGGCCUACCUUCAAACUCAGUGCCUCUUUGCUUGACAUCAUGGGAAAAUAUGAUGAAACAAAAAUAGAACUGUUUGGCCAUAAUGACCAUCGUUAUGUUUGGAGGAAAAAGGGGAUAGCUUGCAAGCCGAAGAACACCAUCCCAACCGUGAAGCACGGGGGUGGCAGCAUCAUGCUGUGGGGGUGCUUUGCUGCAGGAGGGAUUGGUGCACUUCACAAACUAGAUGGCAUCAUGAGGAAGGAAAAUUAUGUGGAUAUAUUGAAGCAACAUCUCAAGACAUCAGUCAGGAAGUUAAAGCUUGGUCGCAAAUGGGUCUUCCAAAUGGACAAUGACCCCAAGCAUACUUCCAAAGUUGUGGCAAAAUGGCUUAAGGACAACAAAGUCUAGGUAUUGGAGUGGCCAUCACAAAGCCGUACCUCAAUCCUAUAGAAAAUGUGUGGUCAGAACUGAAAAAGCGUGUGCGAGCAAGAAGGCCUACAAACCUGACUCAGUUACACCAGCUCUGUCAGGAGGAAUGGGCCAAAAUUCACCCAACUUAUUGUGGGAAGCUUGUGGAAGGCUACCCAAAACGUUUGACCCAAGUUAAACAAUUUAAAGGCAAUGCUAUCAAAUAUUAAUUGAGUGUAUGUAAACUUCUGACCCACUGGGAAUGUGAUGAAAUAAAUAAAAGCUGAAAUAAAUCACUCUCUACUAUUAUUCUGACAUUUCUUAUUCUUAAAAUAAAGUGGCGAUCCUAACUGACCUAAGACAGGGAAUUUUUACUAGGAUAAAAUGUCAGGAAUUGUGAAAAACUGAGUUUAAAUGUAUUUGGCUAAAGUGUGUGUGUGUGUGUAUAUAUAUAUAUAUAUACACAGUGGGGAGAACAAGUAUUUGAUACACUGCCGAUUUUGCAGGUUUUCCUACUUACAAAGCAUGUAGAGGUCUGUAAUUUUUAUCAUAGGUACACUUAAACUGUGAGAGACGGAAUCUAAAAAAAAAAUCCAGAAAAUCACAUUGUAUGAUUUUUAAGUAAUUAAUUUGCAUUUUAUGGGCAACACAGACUUUCAACUCCCUCCAAAGAUUUUCUAUGGGGUUGAGAUCUGGAGACUGGCUAGGCCACUCCAGGACCUUGAAAUGCUUCUUACGAAGCCACUCCUUCGUUGCCCGGGCAGUGUGUUUGGGAUCAUUGUCAUGCUGAAAGACCCAGCCACGUUUCAUCUUCAAUGCCCUUGCUGAUGGAAGGAGGUUUUCACUCAAAAGUGUGUUACUGAUGGUAGGCUUUGUUACUUUGGUCCCAGCUCUCUGCAGGUCAUUCACUAGGUCCCCCCGUGUGGUUCUGGGAUUUUUGCUCACCAUUCUUGUGAUCAUUUUGACCCCACGGGGUGAGAUCUUGCGUGGAGCCCCAGAUCGAGGGAGAUUAUCAGUGGUCUUAUAUGUCUUCCAUUUCCUAAUAAUUGCUCCCACAGUUGAUUUCUUCAAACCAAGCUGCUUACCUAUUGCAGAUUCAGUCUUCCCAGCCUGGUGCAGGUCUACAAUUUUGUUUCUGGUGUCCUUUGACAGCUCUUUGGUCUUGGCCAUAGUGGAGUUUGGAGUGUGACUGUUUGAGGUUGUGGACAGGUGUCUUUUAUACUGAUAACAAGUUCAAACAGGUGCCAUUAAUACAGGUAACGAGUGGAGGACAGAGGAGCCUCUUAAAGAAGAAGUUACAGGUCUGUGAGAGCCAGAAAUCUUGCUUGUUUGUAGGUGACCAAAUACUUAUUUUCCACCAUAAUUUGCAAAUAAAUUCAUUAAAAAUCCUACAAUGUGAUUUUCUGGAUUUUUUUUCCUCAAUUUGUCUGUCAUAGUUGACGUGUACCUAUGAUGAAAAUUACAGGCCUCUCUCAUCUUUUUAAGUGGGAGAACUUGCACAAUUGGUGGCUGACUAAAUACUUUUUUUCCCCACUGUGUAUAUAUAUAUAUACACACACACACACACACACACAACCAGUGAAAAGUUUGGACAUCUACUCAUUCAAGGGUUUUUCUUUAUUUUUACAAUUUUUUUAUAUUGUAGAAUAAUAGUGAAGACAUCAAAACUAUGAAAUAACACAUAUGGAAUCAUGUAGUAAACAAAAAAGUGUUAAACAAAUCAAAAUAUAUUUUAUAUUUGAGAUUCUUCAAAUAGCCACCCUUUGCCUUGAUGACAGCUUUGCACACUCUUGGUCACUCUGACAGAGCUCUAGAGUUCCUCUGUGGAGAUGGGAGAAACUUCCAGAAGGACAACAAUCUCUGCAGCACUCCACCAAUCAGGCCUUUAUGGUAGAGUGGCCAGAUGGAAGCCACUCCUCAGUAAAAAUCACAUGACAGCCCACUUGGAGUUCGCCUAAAGACUCUCAGACCAUGAGAAAGAAGAUUCUCUGGUCUGAUGAAACCAAGAUUGAACUCUUUGGCCUGAAUGCCAAGUGUCACGUCUGGAGGAAACCUGGCACCAUCCCUAUGUUGAAGCAUGGUGGUGGCAGCAGCAUGCUGUGGGGAUGUUUUUCAGCGGCAGGGCCUGGAAGACUAGUCAGGAUCGAGGCAAAGAUGAACGGAGCAAAUUACAGAGAUCCUUGAUGAAAACCUGCUCAGGACCUCAGACUGGGGCAAAGGUUCACCUUCCAACAGGACAAUGACCCUAAGCACACAGCCAAGACAACGCAGGAGUGGCUUCGGGACAAGUCUCUGAAUGUCCUUGAGUGGCCCAGCCAGAACACGGACUUGAACCCGAUCGAAUCUCUCUGGAUAGACCUGAAAAUAGCUGUGCAACAACACUCCCCAUCCAACCUGACAGAGCUUGAGAGGAUCUGCAGAGAAGAAUGGGAGAAACUCCCCAGAUACAGGUGUGCCAAGCUUGUAGCGUCAUACCCAAGAAGACUCGAGGCUGUAAUCACUGCCAAAGGUGCUUCAACAAAGUACUGAGUAAAGGGUCUGAAUACUUAUGUAAAUUUUAUGUCAAUUUUUUUUAUUUUAUUUUUUUUAUAUACAUUUGCAAAAAUGUCUAAACCUGUUUUUGCUUUGUCAUUAUGGGGUUUUGUGUGUAGAUUGAUGAAGGGGGGAAAAAACAAUUUAAUCAAUUUUAGAAUAAGGCUGUAACGUAACAAAAUGUGGAAAAAGUUGAGGUGUCUGAAUACUUUCCGAAUGCACUGUAUAAAUUGAUAAAUAAAUAAAUAAAUAAAUAAACACUAAAGUACAUUUGUCCAUCCACCCGAUUCUGAAUAUAAAAUGUUCAUAGUCAUGGCAUGCUUUGUGUAAGAGCUAAUUAAGAUUGAAAGCAAAGAAAUACACAAAGAAACACAUUUUAAACCAAAACAAAGCUGUGGAUUUGUCUAUCCUCCCCCGAUCCAGAAUAUAUAAUUUUCAUAGUAAUGGAACGCUUUGUUUAAGAGCUAUUGAAAUUUUGAAAUACGAAAUAUUAUUAUACAAAAAAUAAAAAGUUAUGAGUUUUUCUCCAUCCACUCCUGAUUCAGAUUAUACUGUCUUCAUAGUCAUGGCAUGCUUGGUUCAAUAGCUAUUGACGAGAGAAUCGAAUAUCCACCAAAUAUCCAAUAUAAAACUAAUUUAACCUCGAUAGCUAACCACCACCUCUGUUUAGCUAUUAGCUAGCACCGAAGCAAAGGAUGUGGAGCUAGCUAGCCCUAGAAAAUAGCAAAGAUAAAAUAUUAUCCUAAAACAACAUGGGCUAAAGUCCAGAAAGACAAAAAUGUACAUUUCAAUACAGUUACUCAUGUUAUUUACAAACAAGUGUAGAAAUUACAACAACCUAAAAUGUACAAAUUACCUCGACUAACCUGUACCCCCGCACAUUGACUCGGUACCUGUACCCCCUGUAUAUAGCCUCGUUAUUGUUAUUUUGUGUUACUUUCUAUUUAAUUGUUUUACUUUAAUUUAUUUAGUAAAUAUUUUCUGAACUCCAUUUCUUGAACUGCAUUGUUGGUUAAGGGCUUGUAAGUAAGCAUUUCACGGCAAGGUCUACACCUGUUGUAUUCGGCGCAUGUGAAAAAUAAAAUGUAAUUUGAUUUGAUCACAUGAUUAUGCCUAGCCUAUACAACCAUGUUCACCAAGUAGAAGAUGCUUAGAAAAUAUUAAUGUGUUUUGUGAAUCUUUGUGUCAAGUCAUUUUAAUAAGUCUGCAUUUUGAAUUGAACAUUUUCAUAAUUAAAAAAGGCUAUCAAAUAUAGCUAGGUUUCUAUUUUCCCAUUUUAGUUUAUCCCCAUCUCCUCUUUCUCCUGUCCACCAUGGCACCACCCUCCCCUUAAUCUCAGGAUGCAUGUUCAGGAACGGGUCAAUCGAGCAGAGCGUCAGUUCCGGAGUCUUCCUGAGCAUCACCAGCUGCUGCUGCCCAGGGUCCUGCCCAACCUGGCCCGUAUCCGGCGCAGUGUGGACCACAACCAGGAGGUGCUGCAUGCCAUCGUGCUCAACUGUGUCCACAUGUUUGAGAACAUGCAGUAUGGCAAAGAGGUAAGCUGAAGGGUCAGAAAGGUCACACAUGAUUUCUCUUACAUUAGACACUAGGCUACUAACCUUGGUUACAUUAGACACUAGGCUACUUCUAGCGAUCAAACUACUGGAAGUCAAUCAUUUUCAAUGAAAGGAGGAGACAAGGAGUCAUUCAGCGAUUUAACCACUGGCGACUAGAGAGCUUGUUGAGAAAAUUCCAACUACGAAAAUUAUCAGUGAUGCGACCCAAUCGGAGGAGGGAGGGUCUUACUUGCUAGCUUUGACACUGCUGGAUAGGCUAACAACAAGUUUGCUGUUUGGCAUGCUGUUUGAGAAGAUAUCAGAGAUUCCUUACUUCGUGGUAGGAGAAGUAGUAGGCUGCAUCUAGGUGUGCAGUGCAAUAAAAAUAUAGUAGUAUAACUAUACUGAAUAAACAUAUAUAUGCAACAAUUUCUAAUAUUUUACUGAGUUACAGUUCUUAUGAGGAAAUCAGUCAAUUGAAAUAAAUUCAUUAGGCCCUAAUCUAUGCUUGUCACAGAUACCUUAAACAAAAUGGGCCUCAGGACCUCGUCAGAGUAUUUCUGUGCAUUCAAAUUGCCAUCAAUAAAAUGCAAUAGUGAUCGUUGUCCGUAGCUUAUGCCUGCCCAUACCAUAACCCCACGCCACCAUUGGACACUCUGUUCACAACGUUCACAUCAGCAAACCGCUCGCCCACUCAACGCCAUACAUGUGGUUUGCGGUUGUGAGGCCGGUUACAUGUACUUCCAAAUUCUCUAAAAUGACGUUUAGGCGGCUUAUGGUAGAGAAAUUAACAUUCAAUUUUGGCAACAGCGCUGCUGGCCAAUUUCACGCUCCCUCAAAACUUGAGACAUCUGUGGCAUUGUGUUGUGUGACAAAACUGCAAAUUUUAGAGUGGCCUUUUAUUGUCCCCAGGACAAGGUGCACCUGUGUAAUGAUAAUGCUGUUUAAUCAGCUUCUUGAUAUGCCACACCUGUCAGGUGGAUGGAUUAUCUUGGCAAAGGAGAAAUGCUCACUAACAGGGAUGUAAAAAUAAUUGUGCACAACAUUUGAGAGAGAAGCUCUUUCAGGGAUAUUUUAUUUCAGCUCAUGAGACAUGGGACCAACACUUUACAUGUUGCGUUUAUUUUUUGUUCAGUGUAGUUGGUGGUGCUGCAGAUGUUUGUCUAUUCUAGUAUACCACACCAUUUCUCUAGUUAUUGUAUUAGUGGAAAUUAUAUUAGUAUAGAUCUUAGAUUCAUUUGCUGCCAUGAUCCUUUCAUCAUUGGAUGCAUUUUGAGGAGUUAAAAUGUCUUUCUGUCCAGGAUGACCUGAGGAAGGUGUGUACGUCCUCCAUGUUCGACAUAGACAAGCUCAAAUCCACCAUUAAGCAGUUUGUGCGUGACUGGAGUGAGGCGGGCCAGGCUGAGAGAAACUCCUGCUACCUGCCCCUCAUCCAAGAGAUCCAGAGACUCUUUCCCAGCGACAAGUGGUGAGCGCACACAGUCUUGGAAUUCUAACUCAGUUGUGUGAUUUUGUAUUCUGAGUUAUGUGUGUAUUCUGUCAGUGAUGGCAUGGUUGUUUCUGUAGUGAUGUGUCUAAGGUGAGCGUGCUGGUUCCGGGGGCGGGGCUUGGUCGCCUGGCAUGGGAAAUCGCUCGUCUGGGCUACGCCUGCCAAGGCAACGAAUGGAGCUUCUUCAUGCUCUUCUCCUCCAACUUUGUCCUCAACAGGUAACGCACAACCUCAGCCCUCAUUUAAGCCUUGCAUAUAAUGCAAUAAUUCAGGCCUUGCAUAUGUUGCACAAUGUGUCAUUUUAAUGAUUGAGUAUUAAACACAGUUUUAACAAUGUUGAAAUGUGUCUGGUGUUUGUGCCUGAGAACUUGGGCCAAAUCAAUUGCCUAGCAUUUCAAAAUAGCCCCAUGCAAUCCUCUUCGGAAAAAAGUAUUUAUUGUUGGUGAUAAUUUUCUCACACUAGUGUUGUUCAGCUUAUCUUACCUCUGUUCUUCCUCUUUCCUGAGGUGUGAAAAGGUCAACUCCAUGACCCUGUACCCCUGGAUCCACCAGUUCAGCAACAACAAGAGAUCAUCUGAUCAGACGCGGCCAAUCACCUUCCCAGACGUCAACCCCCAGAGCCUGCCUCCAAACUCUGACUUCUCCAUGGUGGCCGGGGACUUCCAGGAGGUCUACACACAGCCUAGUGAG
This is a messenger RNA of Coregonus sp. 'balchen', 9244 nucleotides long. Lineage: Eukaryota; Metazoa; Chordata; Actinopteri; Salmoniformes; Salmonidae. The record is from the annotation of a GenBank genome assembly.